Messenger RNA from Pelodiscus sinensis (Chinese soft-shelled turtle), 349 nucleotides. The record is from RefSeq and is a predicted model, not a curated record. NCBI's taxonomy places the organism in Eukaryota, Metazoa, Chordata, Testudines, Trionychidae.
AAGGAUCUGUGUUGUUAUUCCAGCCCGGAGGUCGAGGCUCCGUAUGUCAGCGAGGAGGAGAAGCAAAGGCUCCUGGAGCUCUACCGGUACCUGCACAGCCGGGCCCACAACUCCUCCCGCCCCCUGAAGAACAUCUACCUCCCAGGCCCCAGAGAGAACCUCCUGGCCUGGGUGUCCGGCGCCUUCGAGCUGUACGUGUGCUACAGCCCGCUGGGGACCAAGGCGGCCGUGCUCAGCGCUGUCAGCAAGCUCAUGAAGUGGAUCCGCAGGGAGGAGGAGCGACUCUUCAUCCUGACGCCGCAGACCUACUGAGGGGACUGGCCUGGGGCGCGCCCGCCACCCCCACAGC